This is a messenger RNA of Physcomitrium patens, 2110 nucleotides long. RefSeq names its product 15-cis-phytoene desaturase, chloroplastic/chromoplastic. NCBI's taxonomy places the organism in Eukaryota, Viridiplantae, Streptophyta, Bryopsida, Funariales, Funariaceae. The record is from RefSeq and is a predicted model, not a curated record. Gene Ontology annotation, molecular function: oxidoreductase activity.
UCCGCUACACCGCAAUCAAUCACUGAGUGGGUGUGUGUGUGUUCUGGUGCUCUCGCUCGCUCUUUCUCUCGCCUGCAAUUUCGCUGGCUUCAUGUAGCCUCCCACGUUGCCCACGCUGCGUGUAUUGGGUACACAGACUUCCUUUGAUCCACUUUGGUCGCGUCACUCCUGCUUCUGCAGCCCAGCCUCUGCAGCUGAGAGGACGUGGGCUGUGGGAUAUGUGAUUUGGGUGGAGCAGGUUCGAGGGGAUGGUGCCAAUAAGCGUCUCGUAGCUCGCACGGGAAGGUUUCGGAAGUGGAUUUGGAAUUCCGAAUUCGGGACUCUGUAGUUUCUUAUUUUUUUUAAAAAAGAGAAAAAGGCAGCAGCUCGUGUUCAAGUAAUGGAAGCCACGAUGGUCAUCUCACACGGGUCUGCGGUGCAGUUGAGUCUUGCUUUCAAGGGCUGCUCUACUGGCAAUAACAAUUCCAGCCCAACAAAUUAUUCGUCGACACGACUUUGUAACAUCAGUGUUAGAGCUCUACAAAAUAAGCCAAUUCUCCGCAAUGCCACGGUUGGACUCAGUUCCACCAACUCACCUGGAGGUUUAUUUAUGACAGUUGAUUACAAGAGCCUUCGGGGAUGCCCGAUGAGGCGCCAGAGAACUGGAAUUGAAGUUAGGGCAAGUGUUGCAACUGAACAACUUACCGGAUCGGAAGAUGGUGACAGUGGUAAUACAGAGCGGGGCGGGACUGAGACGGGAGUGGUGAUCGUGGGAGCUGGGUUGGCGGGUUUAGCAGCAGCAAGACAAUGUGCACAGGACGGGAUUCCGUUUCUGCUGGUGGAAGGUUCGGACGGAGUAGGGGGCCGAGUGCGGACGGAUUCAUACCAGGGGUUUUUGCUGGACAGAGGGUUUCAAAUUUUUAUCACCGCUUACCCGGAAGCACAGAAGGUACUCGACUAUGAAGCUCUAAACUUACAAACAUUUUAUGCGGGAGCUCUGGUAUGGUUCAACGGCGCAUUCCAUCGAGUUGCUGAUCCUAUCCGUCACUUUACAGACGGUUUGGGUUCCUUGUUUAACCCUAUUGGAUCAGCGAUAGAUAAGGUGAUAGUGGGGAUUGUUAGGAUAAGAGCAGCUGUUAAACCAGUUGACGAAAUUCUGUCUUCCGAGGAGACGACAAUCCUGAGCAGGCUCAAAUCAGAGGGGUUCUCUGAGGCGAUGGUUGAUCGGUUCUUCCGCCCCUUUUUUGGCGGGAUUUUCUUCGACAGGGAACUGCAGACCACGUCCAGGCUAUUUGAGUUUGUCUUCAAGUGCUUGGCAUUAGGAUCAAACACUCUUCCAGCAGCUGGCAUUGGCGCAAUUCCUCAACAAAUGGCAGACAAACUUCCCCAGGGUUCAGUUCUGCUAAAUUCACGUGUUGCCAAGUUGGAGAAAGAUGACAAAGGAGUCACCUCAGGAGUGGUGCUGGAAAACGGACGAGGGAUCAGCGCUAAAUACGGUGUGGUCGUUGCUACUGAGGGGCCAGAGGCAGCUCGGUUGUUGGGAGAGAAGCUUCCAACCACUCCUUCUGUGGAGAAACCACCCCGCAGCACGACUUGCUUGUACUUCUCUGCAGAUUCUUCACCUGUUAACGAGCCCAUCCUGCUUCUCAACGGGACAAAGAAUGGGAUCAUAAAUAACAUGUUUUUUCCCACAACCGUGGCACCAUCGUAUGCUCCUGCAGGCAAGACCCUCGUCUCGGUUUCUCUUUUGGGCCUUCAUGAAAACACUUCCGACUCAGAAUUGGAAGGCACUGUGCGGGCCGAGCUUCGCUCGUGGUUCGGACCCCAAUUAGUCGAUUCAUGGCAGCACCUUAGGACAUACCGCAUUUCCCUAGCUCAACCUUAUCAGGCCCCGCCAACAAUGUUGCUUAAGAACCCAAGGGUUGAGCAAGGCCUGUAUGUUUGCGGGGAUCAUCGUUAUUCUUCAACCUUCGACGCUGCACUGGUAUCAGGAAGACGUGCAGUGGAAGAGUUGUUGGCAGAUUGUAAGAUGACGUCGUCCAAAUGAGAGGCGUAGAGUGUGCAACUCCAUGUACUUUUACGGUUAUUUUUGGUAUAAUAAUGAGAAAAUGUAUCCAUUCAUGCGCUGUAA